AUGGCUAGUCAGGAACUAGAAGGCUCGGUCGUGAAUCUUGUCGAGCAAUCCAGUCUCAAAUGGAUUUUCGUAGGAGGAAAAGGUGGUGUGGGCAAAACAACAUGCAGCUGCUCGAUCGCAGUACAACUUGCUGCUAAAAGACGUAGUGUUCUGCUAAUAUCAACUGAUCCUGCCCACAACAUUUCUGAUGCGUUCAACCAGAAAUUUACAAAGACACCGCAAAGGGUCUCGGGAUUCACCAAUCUUUCAGCCAUGGAAAUUGAUUCUAAUCCAGUGGAAGGUUCCACUCUCCCCGGCCUAGAUCAGCUCAUGGACGCUAAUGGCGGAAUAGCAUCAAUGGGACGAGAACUACUGCACAGUAUGGUCGGUGGAAUGCCGGGAAUUGAUGAAGCUAUGAGUUUUGCUGAGAUGCUCAAGUUGAUCAAUUCCCUUGAUUUUGAUGUCGUUGUCUUUGACACGGCACCAACCGGACAUACUCUCCGCCUGCUUCAGUUUCCCGUAAUUCUUGAAAAGGCGUUCACGAAAAUUCUGUCGCUUCAGUCAUCUUUCGCUCCUAUGCUAGGACAGCUAUCUGGUUUGCUUGGAAUGGGUGAGCUAUCCAUCGAUGAUACAUUGAGAAAGUUCAAGGAGACCUUAGAUCAGGUUAAGCAAAUGAAUGCGGAGUUCAAAAAUCCUGAUCUCACCACAUUUGUUUGCGUAUGUAUCGCGGAAUUUUUGUCAUUAUACGAAACAGAACGGCUCAUUCAAGAACUCACCAAACAGGGCAUCGACACUCAUAACAUAAUAGUGAAUCAGUUGAUCUUUCCGGAUAACUCUGAAGGCGGUGUUCAGUGCAAGAAAUGCCAAGCAAGGUUCCGAGUACAGUCAAAAUACCUUGAACAGAUUGCCGAUUUAUACGAAGAUUUUCAUAUCACCAAAUUGCCAUUGUUGGACGAGGAAGUACGUGGUGCGGAGCAAAUUCGUAACUUUAGUAAAAACUUGGUUGUUCCAUAUUCACCACCAGGGAACGCAUCCACAUCUUAG
Molecule: messenger RNA, 1023 nt
Organism: Haemonchus placei
Lineage: Eukaryota; Metazoa; Nematoda; Chromadorea; Rhabditida; Trichostrongylidae
Source: the annotation of a GenBank genome assembly